Molecule: messenger RNA, 3102 nt
Organism: Lucilia sericata (common green bottle fly)
Lineage: Eukaryota; Metazoa; Arthropoda; Insecta; Diptera; Calliphoridae
Product: membrane-associated tyrosine- and threonine-specific cdc2-inhibitory kinase
Exons: 6
Coding region: 712-2340 (542 amino acids)
Biological process (GO): protein phosphorylation
Molecular function (GO): protein kinase activity; ATP binding
Source: RefSeq, a predicted model, not a curated record
AAUGAUAUUCUUUAAAUAAAAAAAUAAUUUUUUACUAACAAUUGAUAUUAUUAAGAUUGUAUGCUAUACUACUAUACCGAGGGUCAUUGUACAAAGAAACAGCAAGUGUUGGGUUGAAUUUAGUUAAAUUAUGAUGAAAUUUUUUUAAGGCGGGGUUUGUUUUCGUUUAAUACCCAAAAGUGUUUUUCGAAAUCUAUAUUUGGCAUAUUUGUGAGAUCUAGAAGAUUAAAAAAUAAAGAGGAGGCAUCAUGAUGGUCUCCUGGAAGAAUGCCCACAUAUAUAACUCCCUAGUCACCUAGGCGGGUGGUGGUCGGUCGGCUAGUGGUGACAUGGUAUAUUAUCACCUAGAGGCAAUGGACGGAAGCUGAUUGCCGUAUUCAGGGGGUAUCCUUGGGAUACAUACUUAUUAUUAUACCAUUGAUCUCAGCAGAAUCACUACCAUACACCCAUAAUAGAGCGCGAUGUCUGUCUGGUGUGCCUUUCAGUGAAGCUCUUGUUGUCUCCAAACACUAUGGUGGCCGAAUAUUUACAAGAAACAAUUGUUAAGCCGCCUUUUAUACAAAUUUAUAGCUCUAGGUCCGUGAAUGUCUUCACGGACCUAGAGGAUAUAACCUGGCUAGAGUUCAGAUUGUCCUGUGGCAAAAAAUACCACAAAUUACGAAUUAACUUUUACGAUUUAUUAAUUAUAAGUUAAAAUAGAAUAAACUUGUUAUGAAAAACUCAACAAUACACACAAUGGAGACUGAAUUUUUGACCCGCCUACCAGUACCCGAUAUACGGGAAGAGACAUUCCAGUAUUCCUACAAGCAGUCACAUCGGCCACCAAAACUACAACCACCGAAAUUGAAGCCACGCUACGAUUCCAAUUGUAAUCGCGACCAUACCGCCCAUGCCAUCUCAUUUCGUUCAGAUGAUGAUUGUACUGUAGACAAUUUACUAAGUUCAACUUAUAAUUGUUCCUCGAAUGAGACCUAUUUCGAACAGGUUUUUACACGUUUGGAAAAAAUUGGUGAAGGUUCGUUUGGCGAGGUGUUUAAAGUGCGUUCCAAAGAGGAUGGUCUGCAGUAUGCCAUAAAAAUGUCCAAACAGCUAUUUCGUAGUGAACUAUAUCGGCAGGAGCGUUUGGAGGAAGUGAGACGUUAUGAACAGUUUUCAGGUCAUGCCAAUUGUCUGAGAUUCUAUCGUGCCUGGGAACAAGAUGAUCGUUUGUACAUGCAAAUGGAGUUGUGUCGCGAGAGUUUAGACCGUUAUCUGGAGCGUAAACGCAGUGUGCCGGAGGAGAAAAUCUGGUCAAUUUUAUUGGAUUUACUGUUGGCUCUCAAAAGUCUACACGAUCGCAAUCUAAUACACUUGGAUAUUAAACUGGAUAAUGUUCUGAUAGGCUAUGAUGAUAGUUGCAAAUUGGCCGAUUUUGGUUUAGUCAUCGAUGUAGAUCGUGCUAAUCGUCAUCAGGCUACAGAAGGUGAUUCUCGUUAUGUGGCGCCAGAAAUAAUGCAGGGCAAUUUUUCAAAGGCUGCCGAUAUUUUUAGUCUGGGCAUUGCGAUGCUGGAGUUAUCAUGUUAUUUGGAAUUACCUUCGAAUGGUCCCUUAUGGCAGCAAUUGAGAAAUGCUGUCUUGCCUGAGGAUUUCAUUAAAACCAUAUCGCUUGAUUUGCAAAAUAUUAUAAAGGAUAUGAUGACACCUGAUCCACGGGAAAGACCAACUGUCGAUCAGCUUUUGAGUCAUAAGAAGUUGGCGUCAAUAUUACAGCGUAGAAGUCAGUGGGGGCUGGUGCAUAAAGUGAAACUCACUAUACGAAAAUCCCGACGUAUGGCCUGGUCAAAAUUGUGCAAUCUUAAAAAUAUAGUUUUUAAAUUCUUCACAUCGAUACUCUCUAUUUUGGGGAUGCAGGAAACUCCAACAACAGAUCCGGCAAUUGAUGAAGAAGGAACGAAUCUUUUAAAGACAGCAGAAAAGAAAAGACCACAAUGCAUACGUUCCCAACUAAUAUCGUCUACACCGACGGCUGCUAUAUCAAAGGCUAAGGCGAGAAUAGAUUUUCAAUUCGAUAGCGAUUGUGUGGAAUUGGCCCCAGAACAUUCCACGCCCUAUCAUAAUAAAAACAAUAAAAUUGUUAAUUCCACCCCGGUUAACCAUAAUCUGGGCAGUAGUUUUCGCAUAAGAAAUGACUCAAUAAGAAACAGUUUCAAUGAUAACGAUGGUUCUCUUUUGGAUAAAUCAAUAUUUCCUUAUGUCGAUGACUGUGAUUCGGAUUCUCAUUUAAGUCAACGUAAAACACUAGAUAUUUCUUCUUUAAGAGGGAAGAAACUAUUUUGUAAAUCUGAUGAAGAUACGGAUUAAAAUGUAUGUGCGUGUGAAAGCUCCUAAAUUUUGUUCCUAGUAUGUUUUUCAUUUUCGUUGUCAAAUCUCCUAAUUUCCUAAUUAUGUUUAAUGUUUUUAAAACCCAGUUGAAGUUGAAAAAAUAAAAAAUAUUAUGUUGUAUUUUAAAUUCAUUUAUAUUUUUCUCCUAUUUACCCUAAUUCUUUUAUAACUUUAAUGCAUUAUUAUUUUUUUUAUAAACUUUAAGAAGAUCAUGUUAAUGUUUUUUUGAGUUAAUUUAAUUAUUAUUAAUAUAAUUUGCAAUUUAUUCUAACCACUACUAUAUAAUAUAUUAAAUUGAACAUAAAAUCUCAAAAUUUGUUUUUGUUAGUUUUAGUCUAGUAUUAAGCAUUCAAAUAAUUAUAAUAAUUUAAUUGAAUAAUUCUCUAUAUAUCUCUUUAGACAUUGCAGUAGUAAAAACAAAAAUAUCUUGUAAUGUAUAUAAUAUGUGUAUGCAUAUACAAUUUUGAAUAUUAUUAUAUAGAUAUAUGUAUGUAUCAGCUAUAUAUGUGAUAUGUUAUCGAAAUAAAAAAAUAGAUAUCUAAAUGUUAAACUACUAACAGGAAUAUUAUUAUACUAUAAACUAUUAAUUAUAAACAAAUAUAAACCAUAACAGUUGAUUAAAAAAAUUCUAUUUUAAUAUAGAAUAUUUAUUAUUCCAUUUUAUUAUGAUUAGUUUAAAAAAGUUGUGUUAUUGAUUGAUGAAUCAAAGAGUUAUUUUUUAUUAUUAGUAUUUUUUAUAAA